Messenger RNA from Trichomonas vaginalis G3, 3096 nucleotides. Its product is annotated as Rad18/SMC6-like protein. Gene Ontology annotation, molecular function: single-stranded DNA binding; damaged DNA binding; ATP hydrolysis activity. The transcript has a single exon. NCBI's taxonomy places the organism in Eukaryota, Parabasalia, Trichomonadida, Trichomonadidae. The record is from RefSeq and is a predicted model, not a curated record. Gene Ontology annotation, biological process: double-strand break repair via homologous recombination. Gene Ontology annotation, cellular component: Smc5-Smc6 complex; nucleus; site of double-strand break. Bases 1 to 3096 code for a protein of 1031 amino acids.
AUGACUGAUAAAUUCGAGCCAGGUUCAAUUCGUUCAGUCAGAAUGGUCAAUUUCAUGAAGCAUUCCAAUCUGUGCAUAGAGCUUAAACCACAUGUUAACUUUAUCACAGGUAGAAAUGGUUCUGGAAAAUCAUCAAUUUUAGUUGCUCUUUCUGUUGGUCUUGGAUGCAAUUCAAGAGUUUCAGGAAGAGGUAAUAAGCUUGAAGAAUUGAUUAAAGAUGGCCAGAACAAAGCAAUUAUCACAAUUACAAUUCAAAAUGGCCCGGAUGGCUAUAAUUAUGAGACCUACGGCAAUACCAUUACAGUCAUAAGAUCAAUCACCAGAACAACAAGCCAUUUUGAAAUCGAAGGAUUCAAGAAAAAUCAAAGUACGAGCAUUCGUGAAGAAUUAGAGCGUAUUCGAUCAUUUUUCAACAUUCAAAUUGAUAACCCAUGUUCUAUCAUGCACCAAGAUACUGCUCGUGAGUUCAUUGCUUCAUCAUCUCCAACAAGAAAAUACGAACUUUUCAUGAAAGGAACUUUGCUUUCUCAUCUCAUAGAAGAGAUCAAAAACAUCAAAGUAAACAUUGAGAAGGUCGAAUCCCAGAAACUCCAACGCCUUGAAGAAAAAACAGAACUUGACAGAGAAUUCGAAAAGCAAGAAAGGAAAUACCAGAUCGUUAAGGAAGCCGAUGGCAUUCAUCAGCGCAUACAUGAUCUUGAAGAUGAACUCGUCUGGUCCCACUACAGAGUCGCUUAUCAAGCUGUACAAGAUGUACAAACAAAGAUCGACGAUAUCAAGCAGAAAAUUCAAGAGAAAGAUGUUGUAAUUGAAGAGAAGCGUCGCAAGAAAGAAGAAGCUCAAAAACUCUACGAUGAAAAUAAAAAAGAAUAUGAUGAGAAUAUGGCUAAAAUCCAAGAAAUCAGGAAUAAAAUUCAGCAAUUAGGUACUCGAUUAGCACCAAUUAAAGCAGAAUUACAUCAGCAGAAGUCUCAAUUAACUCAUCGCCAAAAUUCCGUACAAAUGAUCGAAAAAGACUUACAGCGCAAGGGUUCAGAUCUUGCAAGGAUGGAAGCCCAGCGCGAACGAGAGCUCCAAGAUGCUCAAAACCGUCGUAAAAAGUUUAUCGAACAAAGACAAACGGAAUUACAGAACAUUGAAGUCCAAUUACCAAGCCUCGAUAGCGAAAUCGACAGCUUAUCCGCUCAAAUCAGCAGUCUCUCCAACCAGGAAGCCCAAGCCGGAGCUGCAUGCAGAGAAUACGAAUCCAGGCUCAACAACGUCAAAGGAAAACUUGAAGUUCUUAAGAAAGCAUCCUCUUCUGAUGACAAAUCCAGCAAUGUUGAUAAUUCAAAUCGUUAUGAUUUCAAGCCAUUUGGUCCUUUGUCGAAUUACAUACAUAUGAAAGACAACAUGAGCAAAUGGGCACUUGCUGCACAACAUAUCGUCGGAAAAGCCUUGGAUGUUUACGUUGUUCACUCCAGAAACGAUGAACAACAGUUCAGAAGAACAAAUCCAACUGCAACGAUCAUUCAAUCCAGUUUUACAAAUCCUAGAUACGACAUUGGCAACCCCAGACCUCCUUGUGAUGGUGCACAGCGUAUUAUCGAUGUUCUUUCAUUCAAAGACGAAGAAAUACAAGGCGUUGUCAACAGAACAAGAACAAAAUCUCACACAGGAGACAUAAUUUACAAUGUUUUGAUUGAUAUCUAUUCAGCGGACAGGACAUGGUGUAUUGAAGAUGAAAGGAUGGCGAAAGAAGCAGCGUACAGUGGCCGUGUUCCUUCAACAAUCACAACAAGCGGUGUACAAUUCAAGAUACAAAGUGGUUUCGAAGUAAUGUUGGGUGCCAAAAACAUGCAAAUAAGAAUUGGUGAAGACACAUCCGCCAGAAUGAUACAGUUACAAAAGGAAUUUGAUGCUAUUUCGCAGAAGAGAAAUGAAGCAAACAGAGCAGCUGCUGACAUCAAAAGACAAACAACGGAUUUGAGAAACAGAAGAUCAAAUCUUGAUAAACAGAAAUCACAAUUAACUGUGAGAAUAAACAGAAUCAGAGCUGAAUUGGCCAAUCCUCCUAAUGAUGGAAGUGAUAUCGAUGAUAGAAUCAGUAAUUUACAGGACACAAUUGCUGAUUUAAGAACAAAAAUCGAAGAAGAAAAAAGAGAUAUUCCUCAAUUAGAAACAAGAAUUGAAUCAUUGAACAGAGACAAAAAAGCUCUCCAAGAAGAAAUUAAUGAUAUCAAUGACCAGUUAAAGACACAAUCAACUGAUAAAAGUAAUACAGAUAACUUAUACAGAGCCAUCAAAACUGCUGAAAGAGAUUUCGAUAAUGAACAAAGAGAAAAAGACUCUUUGACAUCCCGUUUGACACAACAAGAAAACGAGUUCAGAAAGGCAGAUGCAGAAGCUAAAUCUGUAUACGAGAAAGCCAUGAAACACUCACCAGAACGCGAGCAACAAUUUAAGAAUAACACAAGACCACCUGGCCAACUUUCAAAUCUCUUGAAACAGGAAAGAGAAAAAUACGAAGAAGCACAAAAAGUCAAUGGUUUGGACUUCAACCAAGUUAGACAUCAAUACGAGAAGAUGAAGAGAGAAGUACAAAAUGCAGAGACUUAUUUGAAUGAUUUGGCUGAAUUCAUUGACCAUUCAGAAGAAGCUUUGAAGAUGAGAGAAAAGAAGUUAGAAGAAAUGAAACAUUCUAUAACAAGAAGAACGAAAAUUUCGUUCAUGCAAUACCAAUCUAAAAGAAAAUACACAGGAAAGAUUAAGUUUGACCAUGAACAACAUAUCAUUAAUAUCGCUGUCAAACAAAAAGCUGAUUCUGAAUUUACUGAUGUUUCUAAUUUGUCUGGAGGUGAAAAGAGUUUCUGUUUGGUUUCUUUGCUUCUUUCUCUUUGGGAUGUCAUGGAAUGUCCUUUCUAUUGUGUCGAUGAAUUCGAUGUUUUCAUGGACCAAGUAAAUAGACAGGCUGCUACUUCUUUGUUGGUUCAAGGUGCUCAAUCAAUGAGUACAAGACAGUUCAUUUUCUUGACUCCUCUUUCUUUGGAUCACUUGAAGAAUGCUGGCGAAGAUGUCGCUAUUUUCGAAGUUGCUUCUACAGAUCCUACUCAGUAA